Ascoidea rubescens DSM 1968 is the source of this 162-nucleotide messenger RNA. RefSeq lists its product as uncharacterized. The record is from RefSeq and is a predicted model, not a curated record. Bases 1 to 162 code for a protein of 53 amino acids. The transcript has 2 exons. Lineage: Eukaryota; Fungi; Ascomycota; Saccharomycetes; Ascoideales; Ascoideaceae.
AUGCCAUUUGAUGCUGCUGAUGAAAGUCGUUACCAUCUAAUAUUUGUUCCUGAUCUGCCAAAAUACUUGGGUGCUGCUCCAAUGCUCUCUAAUAAUAAUGAUCAACUCACUGAUCUCAAGUUGAAUGACAAAUUAAAAAAUGGUGUCGAUGACAAUGAAUAG